CAUCUCCUUUCUCGCCUCUUUUUAAUAGGCGUUGUUGCAUCUUUUCUCUCUCCCGGCGCAUCUGAUUUCCUAAAAGGUUCGCAGUUGUUAAGCAUCGGAUUUCCCCCUGCGCAUUCAUCUUCCCCUUCUCCUGUCUUUCAAUGCUGACCAUUCAGAUUGCGCGCAGAGGGUAUCCUCUUCGUCAUUCGUAUCUUCGAUCCACCAGCGUGCGCCACUGAUUGGUUCGGAUCAAUAUCCCAUUCAGACCACAAAGACAACCUGUCCUCUGAACCGACAAGCUGGAAUCCUACGCAAGCCCUCCGCUUUCUCCUCCCGCGAAUUGGUCCGUUGACUUCGAUCCGGAGUGUCGGGAGUCCUCGUGGGACCGGCUGAGUGGAAUGGAUGGCGACAACCGGCGCAUGAAGCAACAUGACCUUUCCAGCUUCGCGACGAGGUUGGGCAUGAGUCGCGCUCCCAGAGCACCCAGAGCAGGGCUACAACAGUCGACACGUGGUGGUGAUUCUACCGGUCUGUCGCAAGAAGCAGCAGGGAGGCCCCGAAUCCACAACUACAUGGACUAUGGAUACACAGACACCACUCCCUUCCAGGGUGCUUCGCUGCAGGGGGACGAGAUGCAACCAUAUCCCCCAGACUUCGCGCGGCCGCAACAACCGUUGCGCGAACAGCAACGGCAACCGCAGCAGCCAUUCGCCCCGUACGAGUCGGAGAUGGUAUAUAGUCUCAACCAGCAAGGACCAGCACAAGGCCCGUACGAGGUGGUUUCACAGUAUCCGUCACGGCAGUCUGCAGCCAUUGACGCCCUGUCGAACCAAUUUGCUGUUCCACAGUAUUUUCCAGCCGGCGGUCCAACUGGGUCCGGGGUUUCCGACGUCGUCUCGCCGUACUUGACUCCGCAACUGUCUUCUGCUGCUUAUAACCAACCCGGUCCCAUUGGCCGCUCAAGCGCAGCGCAGCCCUUUCCCGCAAACAUGGCCGAUUUUACCCCGGUGGGGGCGACAGGACGCUUGGAGCAGCAACAGCCGCCAGCACCGUCACAGCAGCAGCAGCAAGUUGAACAAGUGGCAGCAACUUCAGAGUCGACAAAUGUGAGCGAGACAUAUGGGCAGCUUCAACGAGCCUUGCGAGGGAUAUUCGAUGAUACUCGCGCCGCGCGAUUGGUAGAGGCUAGUCGAUCACUCUUGGAAAUCUCCGAGUGGCUUGUGACUAAUGCGCGGGAACUCGGUAUCCUUCGUGACGAUCAGCUGAAUUAUUCCGAUCGACUGCAACUCUGGAAUGACUUCAACAUUUGUUGGUUGGCUUUGUGCCAACGACAAAAGGACCUGACUCAGGAUAUGCUGCAGACCGGACACAGGCCUCCCAAUACUUCUCUUCUCAGUAGCGAUUUGAUGGAGAACAUGGGCAAGGACUUGAUUCAACUCUGCGAUAAGAUCGAACAGCACGGCCUGGUGGAUUACCAGAUGGGGAUUUGGGAAGAGGAAAUCCUAUGUGUCCUAGGACAAUGCCUCGAUCUGAUCGAGAGCCGGCCGGACGGGGGCGCCCACGCCCUGAGCAGCGGUGCAACCGCCACUGCAACAUCGCGAUCCUGAUUUCCCAACCCAAUAAACUGGGGUCGCUGGGGCCCAAACGGAAGCCGGUACUUUUGGCAGCAAUCCACCCUCGGCACUGUCCCCGACCUAGCGCAGGGCCGAAUUUAGCUGCUGGAAAGGCUACUAUUGACUGCUAACGCGAUUAGCAUCUCGUCUUGUUCGCCUUGCUCUUCAUUAUUCACAAUAUCCCUUCUCAUCGCCCCACCUCAUGAGACAAAGAACCCCAGACGGUAUUUCCCGGGAUUUGAGGAGAUAC
Aspergillus wentii DTO 134E9 is the source of this 1842-nucleotide messenger RNA. RefSeq lists its product as uncharacterized. Bases 378 to 1586 code for a protein of 402 amino acids. The record is from RefSeq and is a predicted model, not a curated record. NCBI's taxonomy places the organism in Eukaryota, Fungi, Ascomycota, Eurotiomycetes, Eurotiales, Aspergillaceae. The transcript is spliced from 3 exons.